AUGGUUGUUCCAGCUUGUUUCUCUGUCGUAUUCAAGCACUCUGUGCUUGUCUUUCUCCUUUGCAAUUUACUAAAACCUACAAAGUUGUAAGUCUAAUCUCUAAGCUGGCACAUGCUGAAGGGAUGAGACACUGCAGAUAUCUGAGAGCAGAUAAUCCUGUUUGUCUCCAGAACUCCCCCAGGCUGCAGGAAGAACUGGCAGGCUGCAAGAGGCCUGGACAUUUGUCCAUCAGUGUAAGGACAAGCAAUCUUUAUGUUGUUGUCAUUCAGCCCAAUGUCUGGGAUUUGGUUUAAUUUCAUCAUUAAAUAUAAGUGGUGCUUUUCCAAGAAAGAUCAUUGUAAAAUUUGAUUCAGGAACAGCCUUUUUAUUUCUUGAUGUGGAGGCAAGUUGUGCUCUACUUCAGGACUCACAGCUACCAUGCAGACAAUUGUCAGACAAAGGACAACCUCCAAAAAGAAGAUGAAGCAGAUAUUAAAGCUGCACAAUGGAUUUUCAAGCAACCCAUGGGAUCGGAGAGGACGGAGAUCCGCAAACGGCAGAUGGCGGCGACCCCGGAGAGCCCCGGCGCUGCACAGGCCCAGCUCAGCACAGGGAACCGAGGCUCCAAUGCCUGCUGCUUUUGCUGGUGCUGCUGCUGCAGCUGCUCAUGUCUUACUGUUAGAAAUCAAGAAGAAGAGAGAGCAAGGAGAACAUCUCAUGAACUCCAAGCAGAGGGUAUUCCAAACUGUGAGGAAAGCCCUGCUCCCACUCUUGAAGAAGUAAAUGCCUGGGCUCAAUCAUUUGACAAGUUGAUGCUCACUCCAGCUGGCAGAAAUGCUUUUCGUGAAUUUCUGCGAACAGAAUUCAGCGAGGAAAACAUGCUUUUCUGGAUGGCCUGUGAGGAACUAAAACAAGAAUCCAACAAAAGUGUCAUUGAAGAAAAAGCAAGACUAAUUUAUGAAGAUUAUAUUUCUAUCCUCUCUCCAAAGGAGGUCAGUCUGGACUCCAGAGUAAGAGAAGUUAUUAACCGAAAUAUGCUGGAACCCUCACAACACACCUUUGAUGAUGCACAGCUUCAAAUUUAUACCUUAAUGCACAGAGACUCUUACCCACGGUUUAUGAACUCUGCUAUUUAUAAGGACUUGCUUCAGUCCUUGUCUGAAAAAUCCAUUGAGGCAUAGUUUUUUUCUUAAAUGUAUUUAUUUUAAAACAGGCAGGACUCUGGGCUACAGAAAUCCACAGGGAAUUUAGAAUUAAUCAGAUAUUUACCUGAAAAUAACUCAGGCAAGUUUUACUACAGACUGAAGAAUUUAAAUCCGCACAAAGCUCUGACACAAUCAACUAAGUGCAGUUUCUGAUUAAAUUCAGAAUUACUUUGCAAAAGGAAAUGAAGAGAAUGAAGAAGAAACCUUGUUCAAAAAAUGCAGUAUUUUUUCAAACACAGCAGACAAUUCAGACACAAAUUUAUAUCUUAUGUCUGAGGUACAAAUACCAACUGAGCAUGAAACUACAACUGAUUUUUAAGUGGGGUGUUAGAAUUUUCUUGAAAAUGAAACCAGUUGCCCCAUCCACACUGUGACCAAAGUAAAAAUAUUACUGUCAAUACUGUGUUACUCUAGGCACUGCCAUCACACCUGGCAUAGGUACACUCCACUUGUUUUGGUAUCUUUAAUGCAUACAUGGUGCACUAAUGGAAAUGGGCAUGGCCAUCUCAAGUUUAUGAAAGUUACUGGUUGAAAUAAUGCUGCUUAUAAAAAAAAAUCUUUUGCUGAAGAAUUGUUAUUUUAGUACUAGAAUCUGCUGAAAGCAUUAAGUUCCCUUUGUUGAUGUUCAUAAAAUUAAAUUAUUUAUUUCAGAGGAAGACAAGUCUGGGCAUUCAGAUUCCAAAAUAAAGCACAAGAAUUCUCACA
This is a messenger RNA of Melozone crissalis (California towhee), 1889 nucleotides long. It is a transcript of the gene RGS20, whose product is annotated as regulator of G protein signaling 20. The coding region runs from base 375 to 1160 and encodes 261 amino acids. Lineage: Eukaryota; Metazoa; Chordata; Aves; Passeriformes; Passerellidae. The record is from RefSeq and is a predicted model, not a curated record. The transcript is spliced from 6 exons.